UUUGUUGACAAUUAUAAAAAUUGAAUCGAAUAUAUUGACCCAGAUUCGUUAUUAACAUUUUAUGUAAAUGUUUGCCGCAUUUUAAAAGUGAAAUUAUUUCGUGUGAAUGUAAAAGCUAAUUGAUUUCAAACGAUAAUUAAUUGAACAUUGAAUAUGCAUAACAAGGGAGCUUUCAAUUUAAAAGCCAAAUUCUAAUCGCAGGUGUAUAUCGUUUAAUUACAAUUACGUAUCGUGGGUUUGUGUUGGUUGAAGCGCGCGCACAAAUAUACCAGCGAAUAUGUCGCGAAGUACGGAGGCGUAUAAGUCGUCCCCACCGUGGUGUCCACGGUCAGUCUCGAGCUACACUUAAAACGUGGUGGAUGUUUGCGUGGCUGUUUAUCUUUCGUGCACGCGAUUAUCUUUGCAAAACUUAACGAGAAUCAUCGAAAAAAGCCGGUAAUCGAUCGUUCGUGUUAAUCGGUAUCAUGUACAGUGUACCAUAUUUGACGUGUGCUCGUGCUCGUGUUUAUCUUUAAAAUCCGUUCGAACACGGCUUCGAUUCUGCGCUAUGGUAGACGAUCACGUAGGCUCGAAUGUAUGCAGUUUCAACGAAAACAUUCACGACGACGACGUCUAAUAAACUCGACUGUUUCGAUAUAGUUCGAGAUCGUCGAUCGUUGUUGCGUCGACCGAAAUAGAUAUCGAACGUGCGCGAGAAUCCGUGCGCCUGUGUACGAUCACGCGAAAAUACGACUUGUGUGCUAGUCGAUGAGGUUAGGGUGGCGUAUUUACGCAACGAAAAUUCGUCCGGUCGGUGUACGAGUACGCGAUGCGGCUCUGACAGUUCCUUUUAUCGUUUCUGAUAAAUCGUUGGUCGAGCAUCGUACGACGAAACAUUUGGUGCAGUGGUUAAGGGUAACGCCGGAUUCCUGUUCGGCGACUUUGACAGCGCACCGUUCAGAAAAGUGAGGUUAACUCGGGAGGUGUGUCGAAAUUGUGCGUGUGCGUGUUGUGCACGGAGGAAUAACACGGCUAUAAUACAAUGACGGCGAUGUUAGUAUCCGUGGCUGAGCUGUCGAACAUUUUCUUCGUGCUCGUCGUGUCGAUAUGCUUCUGCGGAGUCUUCUUGUUUAUCAUCAGGAACAUGAUCGUACUUCGUAUUCACGGCGACGAACUGAUGUUCGGAGGGAGUGGAAGCGUAAUGACACAUUCGCCGCGCAUACCUCAGAUGGAGAUGAUGAAGGUCCACAUUCCCUUCACCUUCAAGCUUCACGAAAGUUUCAAGAGCACUUAUACCGAGGUUGAAUGCGAGGUGUCGAGCCAGGUCGAGUACUCUCUGCAAGCGAUCUGGGGUGUCAGUAUAAGAGAACUUCAUCUGGCGCUUUGGAAACCCUGGAGCACCCUCAGAGACGCGUCCUUGAACGGCACUCUUCUUCAAGGUCACGCACAAUACCUUACACCACCACAGACACAACCUCAUGGAGAAGAAACGUUGAGAUUGUCGCUUCCGGCACCAGAAUUGGAACUAGGAACACCACCACGACUUUGUUAUCCCCUUGUGAUCUUUCUCACGCGUAGGGAUAACGGAGAUCCUCAUCCUGAUGAAACUGUGGCACUGGUGAAUGUAGUUCACAUCAAAGACAGUGUAUGCACACUGCCAACUUCGAUUCUGGCUCAGUAUCUGAAACAAGCUAAUGGACAAUUAUCGUGUCUUAAGCAAUUGUACUUGGCAACCGGUAAUUCAACGAACUACGACGAAGGAGACGUGUCUUCGGGUCUUGGUUCAGCCUUGGCUCUGGCAGAACCUUGCAACAAUAAUGGCAACUCAGCAAGGGGCACUUUGGUUGCAUCGGGAACCGGUGAUUCCGAAGGAUCCCUAUGGAACACCGCUGGGGAACAACUUUGCGUCGUUUGCCAGUAUUUCCCUCUUUCCCGAGCUCUGCUACCUUGCAGACAUACAUGCAUUUGCGCCUCCUGUUUUGGGAAAUUGGAUCGAUGCCCUAUGUGCAGAAGCCCCAUCAAGAGUUACUUCUGUAUCCGGGGCGAAGAAUACAUGCCUUUGGAGACAGAGAUCAACCCUUGCAAGCAGAGACAAUCCAGCCAUGGACCUACUCACUGGCUUCACGAUUGGAACGAUCGACUAACCGAUUUUCUUGGUUUCGCGCGAUAGGAUACUCGGUAUUCUCUGUCGUUUCGUCUGGAAUCUGUUGUACAGCGUAGUACCGCGAUGCAGAGAUAGAGAAUGUUUGGAUGUAUCUGAUGUAUCUGAACAAGAUCGUAUUUUCAUAUUUUUCUUUUUCUUUUUUCUUCGGCCGAGAAAAGUAGCGUUUUCAACUCCUCUGAAAGUUAAUCGGAGUUUGAUUAUGGAACGAGAGAGAAACGUAUAGAAAAGAGUGGCAGGGCAUUAAUUUAUAGGAGACAGGACAAAAAAUGAGAGAACACAAAGAUUUGUUUGCGUAUGAAAGCGAAUAGAUAAGAAAGGAAGCGGAAGUCUUGGAAAAAUGUGAAAUUUUAUGUAGUGCCAAAUAAGCAGAGCGUGGAUCGCUAGUUUCAUCAUUUUCUUGAAAAUGAUACAUUGAGUUUAUCGCUUAUGUUACUGAUCAUAGGAUUAGGAUUGGAUUACUUUGACGUUACAAGUUUUAUUUUUCCUUUUAUACGACUGUCUUUCGACUCUGCUUCAUAAAGUCAACCUGGAACGCGAAUGACCACUACUUUGUUGGACGUUUAGAAAUCUUCACUAUUGAGAAAUGGAAAAGAGAAAAUAGAAAAUUUAUUAAUGUCCGAGUGAACAGAAGGAAGGAAAAGCGUUUGAUAAAAAAGAAAGAAGGGAUUUAAUUGUAAAGACAAAUAAAGAGUAACGUUUCAGAUUUUUAUCGCGUAACGUUGUAUAAAUACUUAAGAUGUAAAUACAAGAUAAAAGUAAGAAGACAUGUCCAAUUUUAAGAUGUAACUAAUAAUUAAGUUAUUGAUAUUAUUUCAUACGAUACGCAGGUUUAUUCGAUAGAUAUUAGAAACAUUAGUUCCGAAUAUGCAUGCCUUUAAAAGUAUUCUUUCUCUGUUUUCUUUUUUCUAUCUAUAUGUAUUGAUACACAAAAAGGAGAAAAAAAAAAGAACAUUUUUUUUUUCUCUUGUAAUGCUCUGCCGUCCACGCGCAGCGAUGGAGCUAAUUUCCCUAAUGUUCUUAUCAGAACAGCGCUACCAUGAAAGAACGUUGCUGAAAUAAUUUAAUAAGGUUGUUGCGUUAACGUUUAAACUGUAAAUACACAGACUGUGAUAAUUCUAAUAACAUCUACUAUAUAAACCGGAUACACGAGAAAGGGUGUCUCUAAUUCUGAGACACCCCGGAGAAUGGAAUUGGAGCGGCAGGAAGUUGAACAUGAAAUCGUUUUCAGAUUUCACACUCAAUGUACACACGAGUUAUCAGCCUGUUUUUUUAUCUAUUAGGCGCUUACAUAAAAAAAUAAAAAAGAAAACUGACGAUACUCUCUUGCGUGGAGUUUGUAAUAAAAUCGGAAUUUUAUUAAAAUUAAGAUAAUCUUCAUGCAAUGUUUGUAUGAUUGAGUCCGUUCGUUGCUUGUAUCUUGAAAUUGGCAAGAACAAGCAGGUAAAGUAUCUUUGAAAGAAACGCUACAAAAUGAUGUUUUAAUUAUUGUUAUACACAAUAAUAUACAAUUGCAAACUCCAAUGUGCAAAAGUGUGAGAGUAUUUAGACCUAUACAUGUUAAUUGAAGAGUAAAGGCCUCUAAAGUUAAUGUUAUUGUAGUCGACGAUCUUAACAUCCUAAUUUAUAUUUUAUUUAGUAAAUACGGCAUUUUGAUGAUGUGACAAUGCCUAUAUGUGAGAACAACCUGUAUAUAAUUUAUUUAAUAAAGCUCAUUCAUUCUGUCA
Osmia bicornis bicornis is the source of this 3867-nucleotide messenger RNA. Its product is annotated as cell growth regulator with RING finger domain protein 1-like. The record is from RefSeq and is a predicted model, not a curated record. Gene Ontology annotation, biological process: negative regulation of cell growth. Lineage: Eukaryota; Metazoa; Arthropoda; Insecta; Hymenoptera; Megachilidae. Bases 1022 to 2149 code for a protein of 375 amino acids. The transcript has 6 exons.